GCCAUACGUAGCACAUGUGGAUGAGACUCACACCCUCCUCCCCAACUCCUAACGAUUCUUCCCAUUGCAGAUCAGAUCAGACUUCAUACGAAGCAGAAGAACAUCGAACAGGACACCCACUGUGGCUUUUGCCGGUCCCUUUCGGAAUCGAACUCCUCUUCCCCACCUCCUUGCCAAGCUUCCAACCUUUUCCCCACCAACUCGACCUCUACAAGACCUUCCACAGCUGUCAAAAGCCUAUAAAUCUCCAUGCCAUUCCCCGUAUAUUUAGAGAGAGAGAGAGAGAGAGAGAGAGAGAGAGAGAGGUGCUUGAUUCAUGGGGAGGUCACCGUGCUGCGAAAAGGCUCACACCAACAAGGGGGCGUGGACGAAAGAGGAGGACGACCGGCUCGUCGCCUACAUCCGAGCCCACGGCGAGGGCUGCUGGCGCUCCCUGCCCAAGGCCGCGGGCCUCCUCCGCUGCGGCAAGAGCUGCCGCCUUCGCUGGAUCAACUACCUCCGCCCCGAUCUCAAGCGCGGCAACUUCACCGAGGAGGAGGACGAGCUCAUCAUCAAGCUCCACAGUCUCAUCGGGAACAAGUGGUCGCUGAUAGCUGCGCGACUACCCGGCAGGACGGAUAACGAGAUCAAGAACUACUGGAACACCCACAUCAGGAGGAAGCUGCUGUGCAGGGGGGUGGAUCCCGUCACUCACCGGCCGGUCAACCGCCAUGGUUCUGACACCACAACCCCUUCUCGAAGGAAGCCCGUCGUCGUAGGCUUCGGACCAGAUCAGAAAGAGGAGAAGAGCAGCAGCGUGGAGUGGUCCCCCGACCUCAACUUGGAGCUACGUAUAAGCCCUCCUUUCCAACCGCAAGAAACUCCGGUGCCGGAAAAGAGGGACGGAGAGCAACUCGGAGGCCUUUGUCUUGGAUUGCAGAAGAGCCAGAUGGAGUGCCACUGCAGAGACUUCCUUGGCCUCAGCACUGGCAUACUGGACUACAGAAGGCAAUAGAAAUCUGGCAAUCAAGACCUUAGGAGAAUCAAUACAGAAGAGAUUGUACGUAAAGCACCUCUGGUUUCGUGUAAUCCUUGGUGUCUCUGUGUGUAUCAUGAUCAAUAUACCAGCUAGGUUUCUGCCACUUCUCAUGCUGGUUAAAAUCCAUGAUUCUUAUGGUAUGUGAUCUAAAAAUGACAGCAAAGCUUCCCGACUCCACCAUCCUCUGAUUGAAUCAGUAGAUAUUGGUGUUUUUAGGCA
Messenger RNA from Musa acuminata subsp. malaccensis (wild Malaysian banana), 1237 nucleotides. Its product is annotated as myb-related protein Zm38-like. The record is from RefSeq and is a predicted model, not a curated record. Lineage: Eukaryota; Viridiplantae; Streptophyta; Magnoliopsida; Zingiberales; Musaceae.